Mya arenaria is the source of this 12406-nucleotide messenger RNA. Its product is annotated as heat shock 70 kDa protein 12B-like. The transcript has 10 exons. The record is from RefSeq and is a predicted model, not a curated record. Gene Ontology annotation, molecular function: ATP-dependent protein folding chaperone; ATP binding. Lineage: Eukaryota; Metazoa; Mollusca; Bivalvia; Myida; Myidae. The coding region runs from base 9070 to 11136 and encodes 688 amino acids.
ACUCGUCUACCUGAAAUUAAACAUUUAACAAAUUAAAGUCCUUCAUUAUGACCUUCAAUCGUAGUAAGAACUAUUAACUGGUUAUAAAAAGAAAUUCAUCUCAUGAGAGCUUAUACCCGAAAAUACAGACGAUAUAUUCCUCGAUCAUAAAUCUGUAUAUACACUGUCUAUGCUUACGUGCAACUGGAUAUGGAUAGAUGGAUAGAUACAUUUAGUUCUUUAUAAAAUGCAUAAAACAUGGUAACAUUAUACCUGAUUAAAACAUCAAGCAAAAUAGUCCAUGUCAAACUACAUUGUACACGAAGGAUAUCACAAAAAGGUACUUUAAAUCCCUUAUUUUCAUUGUGGUCCUUGUUGUAAAAAAUAGCUUUACAUAGGAAGACACAUUUAGGUUAAAACAUAUAUCACAGUUUAAAGGUAAGACAGUUUGUUUAAUGGCCUAAAUUAAAAUAUAUAAUUGCACAAUCUAGCUUGAUAUCUUAGUUUUAAUUAGAAUUCCUUUUCGUGAGUGUUUACAAAUUAUUAUUAUACUUUUAAGUCUGUUUUUUCUUUUGCAUUUGAAAUGUGAUAAACAGAUAAUGGUGAUGAUAAUAGCUUAACAAAGGAUGUGAAAACGGAGGUAUAUAGGCCUCGUCACGCCGAUUAAGAAGAAAAUCGACCCUUGACUAAAGGCUUUUAAUUUAAUUCAAAAACAACAACACUUAUACGUAAAGUAAAGGCAUUGGACCAAAUGCAGUCGCUCUCUGUGUAAAAUAUGUCAAAAACGUUCCAUUAAUUCAUAAAUUUAAUUACAUUUGAGUUUAUCGAAAUAGAAAUAUUGAUUCUUUGUUUUUCUAGUGACCAGGUAAUGUAGAUCAUUGGCUCUUUUGCUUUGAAUUCCUUCAGACAAAGUUUGUUCUAGGUAUAAAUCAAAACCCACAAAAAGUAAUUAAUAUAAACAUCGAGCAUUUCAGGUAUAUGACAAUAUAGUCUAGGUUUUGGAAGUCUUUGUAAUUGUCUUGCAAUGAUAUUACUCCUUUACCUUAAUUAUCUUCAGACAAGGUUUCCCUCAAGUAUAUCUACUAGAAAACGUUUAAUAAAACUAUUGAACAGUUACCUCCCAUUUUUUAACAAAUUGUAUUGAAACCGUUGAUCAGAAACGAAAGAAUGGCAUCCUUUUAAUGCCUCCGUGCCUGUUAGGAUAAAAUAUAUAAUUAGAGUUAAAAAGUGAGUAUAUCACUAUGAUAGAGUCUCAUAUAAUGUCUUAUAAAUUCCCGUGGUCCAGACAAUGCUUUAUCAAAAAAAAAAUGUAUGGGAAAUAUCAACAAAAUUCAAAACUUGUUGACUGACUUACAAUAUGCUAAUAAGGCAGAUAAUUGGGUGGAGCAUAGCAUCAAUGUUGUUAAGUAAAAAAAAUCCCUAUUUAGUAGGUAGUUAAAGGUUUAUCAGUCAAAAUUGAUGUGUGUUAUACAUGUGUAUGUAUUGAUUUUGAAUAAGAGUGUCACCCGAAGUGGGUUCAAAGAUGUUCAAGUAAACAGUUAUGCCUCCUCGGUAACCCCUCGUUGACAAAAAUCUGGAAUGUCUGCACUUUAUCGACAAAAUAAAAUCGUAUAAAUAUUUUUUUAAAGUUGUGAAGGUCUAGACCAAUAAAAUAUCAAUAAUCCUCCAUUUCGUCGGAACCUGGCGUUGAGCUCGUAGUCUUUGGGAUUGUGUUAUUGUAGAGAUAUACUAAAUUAGAAUCUACAGUAUAUAAACAGAAUUCAAAAUCUGGUGGAAUUUGAAAAAGUUCGUAUUUUGAUGAUUGGUCAAUUGAAAUUUGUUUAAAACCAAACUAUCAUUUUUCGCCGUCAAAAGCCAACGAUCGGAAUAUAAAUCACUUAAGGCCUUGGCAUUUAAUGGUUGAUUAUAAUGUUCUGUAAAGCGAGACUUCUGAGUUUCAUAGUAGCAAGGAAACAUUCAAGGUUAAGUUAAAUCAGUUGUAAUUUUGAUAAACCGUAAGGAAAACAUGUGAUUUGCAGUUACUUGCUGAAUUAGCUUUAACGUAGCUGAAAACAUAUUUUGGUCAAGUAUAGUUUUAAGCAGAUAUAAAUAUACAUGGUUUAUUAGAGGGGAGCAUUGGGUUGUCAAUAUAAUUAAACAAGUGUUAUAAAGUAGUUAUGCAUAUGUUUGCCUUUAUCUCAUUUUAAGUACAGAGAGUAUUACCCAAACUAAAGAAAUGUAUGAAUUAUUACCUUGUUAUGUUCCGGUUAUGUAACUAAAAUUUCAACUUACAAGAGAGGUACCAGUUCUAUUUCAUUCUAUCAAACCUGAACAUAUAGAGUGCUGGACUCACAGCAUAAAUAAUAUGAAAUAAGGCGCUGCCUCUACGGGCUUGAGGUGUUAUUGCCGGACACUUAUAAGUUUACUUAAUGACUAAGUGAAACAUACUAGGAGUCAAAGGGAAACGUUUUUUUGUAUAUGUUAAUGAAACUUUUUAAAUAACAAGCAGUUAUGUUGCUGCUAGCAAUUUAUUUAGUAAAUACACAACCAUCUACAAUAAUAAUAAUAGUGUAUACAGUUUAUAUAAUGCAUAACUAUAUAUGUUAUAUGAAGUUUGGAGUUAUUCUUCUUAUUUAACUUAAAUAAAGCUACUAUGCAUUUGAGAUCAAGUACACAAAUCCAUUUGAAGAAUAUGAUAUAAACAGAAAACAAAUAAAAAUGAUCACAUACCAAUAAUGUUGCACUGAGGUAUAUUACAAUCAGGGGUUAAUUAUAAUUUUAACUAGAAUUGAACGGGCAAAAAUCUAUUUAAAAAUAAGAGAUGUUUGUCAAACAUCAUGCCUCCCCUGAGUGCCAUGUUGUCAGGAUUAUAAGGACAACUGAAUGAAAUAUGCAUGGAUCGAAAUGACAACUGAUUUGUCACUGACAUUGGAUGCCGCUGAGGCAGUUUUAAGAUUAUGACCAUUCAAAGAGUGUGUAUUGACCAUGACCUUUUGAUUCUAUGACCUGGGCUGGUCACCAAAAAUCUAAAUGUCAAGUUUGAGGGCCAUGGGUGCAGGCAUUGACAAGUUAUCACACAGACAAACCUUUUUCGUUCAAUGUCACUAUAACCUUGACUUUUGACGCGAUGACCCCUAGAAUCAAAAGGGGUCACCUACAGGUCAGACACAACUCCAAGUCAAGUUUGAGGGCAAUGGGUGCAGGCAUUGUCGAAUUAUCACUUCAAACAUUUUCGCAUUCAAGGUCACUGUGAACUUGACCUUUGACCCAAUGACUCCUAAACCAAAUAAGGGUCAUCUCCUGGUCAGGCCCAUCUUCCAUGUCAAGUUUGAUGAUCAUAGAUUCAGGCAUUGUUGAGAUAUCACUGGGAGAAGAUUUCUUAUUUUUUGCGUUAAAGGUUACUGUGACCUUGACCUUGGCCAAAUGACCCCAAAGUCAAGAGGGGCCAUCUACUGGUCAGGCCCAACCAUCAUGUUAAGUUUGAUGACCAUAGGUCCAGGAAUUGUGGAGUUUUCUUUCAAGGUCACUGUGACCUUGACCUUUGAGCCCUAAAAUCAAUAGGGGUCAUCUACUUGUCAGGCCCAAUCUCCAAGUCAAGUUUGAGGGCCAUGGGUACAGGCGUGAUUGAGUUAUCACUCGGACAACCUUUUAUCGUUCAAAAUCACUGUAACCUUGACCUUUGGCCCAAUGACCCCUAAAAUAAAUAGGGGCCAUCUACUGGUCAGGCUUAAACUCCAAGUUUGAUGGCCAUGGGUGCAGGCAUUGUCGCAUUGUGGCAUCACUAGGACAACUUUUAUCAUCAUUGACCUUUGGCCCGAUGACCCCCAAAAACAAUAGGGGUCAUCUACUGGUCAGGCCCAACCUCCAAGUCAAAAUUGAGGGCCAUAGGUGCAGGUAUUGUCGAGUUAUCACACGGACAACCUCUUACCAUUCAAGGUCACUUUGACCUUGACCUUUGACCCAAUGACCCUUAAAAUCAAUAGGGGUCAUCUACUGGUCACGCCCAAUCUCCAAGUCAAGCUUGAGGGCCAUGUGUGCAGGCAUUGUCGAGUUAUCACAUGGACAACCUUUUAACACUCAACGUAACUGUGACCUUGACCUUUGGCCCGAUGACCCCAAACAAUAAUAGGGGUCAUCUACUGGUCAGGCCCAACCUCCAAGUCAGUUAUGAGGGCCAUUGGUCCAUAUCAAGUUUCAUGACCAUAGGUCUAGGCAUUGUUGAGUUAUCACUCGGACAAGCUUUGAAAUUAUUUUACCAUUAAAGGUCAUUGUGACCUUGACCUUAAAGCCGAUGAGCCCUUAAAUCAAAAGUGGUCAUCUACUGGUCAGGCCCAACCUUCAUGUCAAGUUUGAUGACCAUACGUCCAAGAAUUGUUGAGUCAAUCGGACAAGCUUUGGUCUACCGACCGACCGACCGACCGACAUGUGCAAAGUAAUAUACCCCUCUUCUUCGAAGUAUGUUAAAGAAGUUUAAACUUAUCAAGGUGUAAUUACAAACAAGUGACUUCUAACCAUCAAAUAAUAUUUUAACCCGCAGGUGAUCUAAAAGGAAAUAAUAAAUUGCAAUUACAAUCAACAUUCAACCGAGCUGAAAAUAUGUUCUAAAUUUAGCGCGUAUAAAGUAUAUACAAAAAAGUAAUCAAGUCAGUGAUUUUGUUGGAAUACACCCAAAUAAGAACCCAGUGAAUAACUACCAGCGGAGCUUACUAAGCACUACUUCAUAUAUAUCUGUUGAGUGUACCAGCAAAUAGAGCAAGCCCAAAUUUCCAUUUCCAAAGCCAAUUAUAUAUAUAUGAAAACAAUUGAAACAAUUAAAAUGAUUAUAUUAUAUUUUUUAUACAGAAUACCUUCAUGAGGCUAUUAAAUUAUUCACAUAUGCUAUUAUGCACAAAUUAAGGCUACAGUUAUCUACUAUUAAUCUAUAUAGAAUUAUCGGAAAAAAUAAUUGCAAUAUGUACAGUGUCAAAUUAUGUUAAUAAAAGUCAGUGUUCUCAGAAGCACAAUCAAUGUUUUCUUUACUGACAACUGGAUCUUAAAUUUUUAACAUAUCAGUUCAACAACAUACAAAUAGUGAUUCAUUGACAGUCAAAACACCAUAACUACUAUAUACUGAACUGAUUGCUUCUUGAAAAAAAUCAUGCAAUAAACAAAAACCGAACAAAAAAGCAAAAACUGAAAUUAUCUGGUGUUAAAUGCUAAAUUUGGCACAAAAUUACUAGUAACUGAACAGAGUUUUGCAAUUGUCUAUAUGUUGCUCAAUUAUUACAUAUUUGCUUUAAAUGUCACAUUUUGUAUUAUUUACACACAAACAAGUAUGACAAGGGUGACUAACAUCUGCAUUCUGCAUCUGCAAAUAACAUAAAUGCAAUGUUUUAACAGAAUAAAAGAACUAACUACUACUGUGAAGGUAUGCCAGUUAAUACAAUUUGAGGAAUCACACAAUUCUAUAUGUAGUCAUAAAUUUGAUAUAGUCACAUAGUGUAAUUUCAUGGAUUCAAAGAUCAAGACAAAAUAGAUGAAAUAUAUUAUGUUUGAAUAUUUUGCAAUGAGUAUUUAACCCUCCAAGGUAAUUGACUACAAAGAAGCAUUUUGGAGGAGUCAGAAAUGCACUUGCUUAGAAUAUCUUCUUACUUGAAGACAUUUUCCAUUCUCUAAAGGCGGUACGGAAUUCCAGACAGAACUAUCUUGAACAGCAUUUUUUUGUCCAUAAAGGUCCUCUAGAGUUUCAGCAACCACGUGGCUAUAAAAAAGAAACAAUACAUUUGUGUUUUUACAGAAUUUUGAAAUGUAUUAAGAAGUAUUGAGGGAUAAGUCAAAAACCUUGAUGUAACUGAGACACUUUUGAUCCCAUUUACCUUGAAAUAUGUUUUGUUUAACUGCUUAUUAGUUUUUAAUGUAAUGCUCAAGUCAACACAUUUAUUCACUCAAAUCCAUGCACAACAUGAAAAAAUUGAGGUCAUUGAUAAAGACAAUACAUUUCAGAGGCUCAAAUUGAGGAUUCAAAGACAUAACAUACAUUCAAGUGAAUCAAUUAUUUAAAGACCAGAUAGUCCCGUUUAACAGGAUAAAUAUUUCACAUGGAUCGUUGGAUUCAAGCAGUAUUUACGAGUUACAAAAUGGAAUAAGUACAAUAGGAGAGUCAACUAAUAUAUGCAGAAAUGUCUAAGAUAAAUAAGAAUAGUAAUGUUUAACGAAAUUGUUUAAGAAUAACAUAUACCAUUUCACACAUGUUUAAUAAUUCCUUUUUAUUAGUUGUGUUUACCAACUGUUCAAGUUUAUAUAUGUUUGGAUGUCUGUUAAAAUAUGGUUUUAUAUACUUCUUACGCUCGUUAUCAAAAAUGUUACACUCGAAUAAAAAAUGGAAUUCAUCCCCUAGUUUGUUACAUGUGUGGCAUUUCCUUUCAUUAACUGUUGUUCUAUUCCAAUUGCCCAUUUCUAUUAGUAGUCUGUGGUUUCUUGUUCUAAACUUGAUAAGUGGAUAUAAUAAUGAUUUGGGUGUUGAAUGAAGAUACUUUUCAUAGCCAAAUGACGUUUUGAAAAUUUUAUAAAAUUGACUGUUGCUAGCAUUUUCAAUAAGGGAGUACCACGAUGUUAAAGCGACAGUCCGCAAAUCGGGCAAAUUAGCCAUGAAAAAAAAAAAUUCAUCUAUGUGUUGAUAAGCAUUCCUGACUGACGAAUCCAAAAAAAAUUUGGUUCAAAUCGACCUAGAAAUGAGUUUUUCGUGCCAUUUUCAAUAUCUCUUCUUAACUAUCGGCCCCCGAGAGUUAACGGUUAUAUAAAUAGAAAAAACAGUGGGAUUCCAAAGUUCUUGCGCAUGCGCAGGGCGAUACUAUUUCCCGGUCUCUCCUCGUAAAAUCCGGUCUCAUAAUUCCCGGUUCAUAACUUAUGGCCCCAGGCAACGGAUUGUGUUGCUGAUGUUUAUAACACGAUUUUGACAAUCUUAUUUGUUUUUAUAUGUAACAAAAUGGUAUAAAAUAUAUAAACAUUAUGUCUUAAUUUAUGCAAUUUGUUAUAGGUAUACACUAUUUAUGCAAUUCGUGUUAAAGGUGUAGAGAAAGAUGCGAUGCAGUACUGAGAUAACUUACAAAUUUGAUUUACAUGUAGUCAAGCAUUGUUAUUUUUUGUAUUACUAUUAUCAAUAGUAUACAAAUAGCAGAAUUUAAUAUGAAAAAAACACACACUCAAUGUGUUUGUUAUUCAUGACAUUAAUUUCAGUACAUGUGCAUAUUUCAUGUUUUUAUCUUUGCCUAAAUUUAUUUUAUGUUUUAUUGAUAUAAAAUUUGAAAUAAAUAGUGACAUAAUUAUCAUCAAAUAUCUAAUGUUUUAAUCAACUGUAAUCUUUUGUAAUCCUAUUACCCCCCGCGGUCAUUAACACCUUUUUGAUCACCGGGACCGGGAAAUAGUAUCGCCCCCAAGAGUAGUCGGAAAAACCGUAGACCUACUUUCUCUUUUGCCGUCUAAAAAUAGCAACUUUCGGCAAUUUUCAAUUUGUUAAAUCUAAGUUAUUAAAGCGAUUUUUUAAAAAAUAAUUGCGGUUCAGUCGGUCUGAAACAAUGUGGAACUUAUUAAAAACUUUUGAAAUACGGUUACUUUUGCGGACUGUCGCUUUAAGAAUAGAUAUUUCAGCUUGCGCUUAGCCGCAAGUUUAAGCCAUUUAGGACUUACAUCUUGUUGAUAUUCCAAAGUUCCUAUAAAUCCACACUUUGUUAGUAUUGACUUUAUAUUGAAGAAUCAUUGAUAUCGUGUUCUUAUUAUGUCUGGUAAAGUCUGAAUUGUUUUGUAUAUGCAUUUAUAUAUCAUCGAUGAUAAUUUACUACUACUACUACUACUACUACUUCUUCUACUACUACUGCUACUGCUACUGCUACUGCUGCUGCUGCUGCUGCUCCUGCUGCUGCUGCUGCUGCUGCUGCUGCUGCUACUACUACUACUACUACUACUACUACUACUACUACUACUACUACUACUACUACUACUACUACUACUACUACUACUACUACUACUACUACUAUUAUUAUUAUUAAUACACAAACGUACCCAGUAUGACAUCAUUUUCUUAUCUAUAUCUAACGCUACUGGUGUUAUUCCAGUUUCGCCAUAAACCAUAUAAUAAUGAGUUGAACUUUUUAAUUUGAAACUAUGCUUUAAAAAUUUCAGAUGAACUCUUUCUAUAAUAUCAAGAUUCCUGUAACCCCAGAUUUCUGCGCCGUAAAGUAAAAUUGGUUUAACUGUUUUAUUGAAUAAGUCUAUUUGAAAAUCGAUCGGUAGAUUGAGUCUAUUAGAGUUUCUGAGGAGACUAUAAGUUGCUCUAGUUGCUUGCGAUGCAACAUGUAUUUUGUUUUUAUAGAAAGAACCUGUUCUACUAAACAACACACCUAGGUAUUUAUAUUCCUUCACUUUAUCAAGCGGCGGUAUAUUUAAUCCGUCUUGUGCGUUUAUAAAAUGGCAACAGCGAUUAUCAGUUCGUCAGAAACAACAAGAGAAGAGGAAGAUAAUUAUACGAAAAUGCAAAUAAUCAUGCAAAAGGCUUGUUACAAGGUUUUAAGAGUAUUCUUACUAAAGAAGAUUGGUGCCAUUUCCAUUGACCAGUUUCUUGCCAACAACAGACCAUAUUUGUGCCAAGGUCGGGAAGGCAGACAAUAUAGUAAACGUUACUUUCCUGUCAAUUGCACGAACCAACCUGCCAACACUAACCUUGAUGAAUGGGACAUCCACAUGCUCUGCUUUGUUUUGACAAAUUUGUGUAAUUUAUCAAGUGCUGAAAUCAGAGAUAUCGAUUUUAUCAGGAAAACGAGAAAUGAUUUGUGUCACCUGGGUGUACCGAGGGUAUCCAAAGUUGCGCUUUCAUCAUUUCGUGCAAAGGUUGAGACUAUUUUCCAGUGGAUGUUUACAUGCAUCAGCAACAAAGAUUUAGAGGAUGAAAUAAGAGCUGAAUUUAACGCAAUUGAUUUCCCGAUUGCAGAGCAGGUUCAGUUUGCAUAAAAGGUUGUUCACAAGAGUGAUUUAGCAAAAGAAACAUUGGAAACGAUUCUAGAGGGUAACCAUACGAUUCUAGAGGGGGUGGAAGAUAACAGGGAGCUUUUAUUACACAUUGUUGAACAAGUUGAUGGCAUGCGGGCUGACCAACAGAAGGCCUUUAACACUACUUUGGCAGGCCCAGAAAACGCUUGUGCAAAACUUAACGUCCAAAACUGCCGAAACGAAGCUGAAGAGGAAGCAGUUACUGAAACAGUUAUACAAAAUGCUUCUAAGAAAGGUGUAUUCAGAACAAUUCAAAGUAUUAUGCAAAAAUGCAUGGAUCGACUUACCAAAUUUGGUACCGUUAUUUCGGCUAAAAAGGGAUGUUUUGAAUUUUCAAUGAAGUUCAACACAUUUGAAAGUUGUUUGAAAUUCAUUGAAGAUGUUAUAAGUGGAAAACUUGAAAAGCUGUUCGAACCACUAGAAGAUAUUUUUCGGAAGAAAUUUGGAAAUGACCGUCUUCAACUACAGUUCAUCAUGACUGAUGAUCAGUUCUAUGACUUACUAUCAGGACUGCUUCUUAUGCUACAAAUGGCAUGGGUUUACUUCACUACCAAUCAACAACAUGUACGUUCCGAGACACCACACUCAAACAAACAACAGAAGCCGACAGUUCACAUGCUUUCUUCUUCCAAUGUACAAAGCCGAGCAAAAGGAUUGUCUUCAGUUGGAAGUAAUUCUAAGAAGCUGAUAGUUGCUGCUAUCGACAUUGGAACCUCUUAUUCGGGAUAUGCGUAUUCCUCUAUUGAUGACUUUACGUUUAACCCUUUGAAGAUCACCACUUCAACGGGUCAAUUUAUGUACAAGGCGCCAACAAAAAUAUUGUUAACACCGGACCAGGCGUUUUACGCGUUUGGAUUUGAAGCAGAAAAUAAAUAUGUCUCACUAGCGGAAGAAGAACAACACAAAGACUGGUUUUACUUUGAGGACAUUAAGAUGCAGUUGAACGAGAAACUUCCGGCUGGCAUAAGGGCGAGCGAUCUGAAAUUAGGAAUUGAAGCUGAGGCUGGAAGUAUUUAUUGCAAAACACUCGCAGUGCAAGGGACGGAUAAAAAAGCAAUAGACUUAUGUAAAUCAGGGUGUCGAUUUGUUGUUCUAGACAUCGGAGGUGGUACCGUGGAUGUUACAGCCUACGAAGUAAAUACUAACGGAACACUUGGUGAAAUUCACAGUGCUGGCGGUGGAGGUUGGGGAGGAAAUAUGGUCAAUGAGGGAUAUAUUGAAAUGCUGUAUCGUAUUUUCGGAAAAGAAAUUGUCGAAAGUUAUCAAAAUGACAACAAGGGAGACUUUCUUGAAAUGCAAGCCGAUUUUGAAAAAAAGAAGCGAGCCCUGAACGAAACAUGUACAAGGGUGUAUCUCAGGCUUCCCUUUUCGUUUAUAAAUGUUGUGGAAGAACACACAAGCAGCACUGUGUCUUUGUUGAUAGUUAAGGCAGGAUUUGCAGAUGACAUAGGCUUUAAACGUGAAAAGCUUUCAAUAAGUGGAAUGAUGUUUUUAGAUUUUUUCAAACCAUCAACGGAAAAGAUUACCAGUUACCUACAGAACCUUCUGGACAGCGCAGAUGUUCAUAAUUCGGUUGACAAGCUUAUUCUAGUUGGAGGGUUCUCACAAUCACCAGUGGUACGCAAUGCUAUUCAGGAAGCGUUCCCACAUAUUCCAAUGUAUUGCCCUGAAGACGCCGAACUUGCUGUUCUGAAAGGAGCUGUCAUAUUUGGACAUACACCAAGAGUAAUCACAGAAAGGAUAUCGAAACUUAGUUACGGUAUUGCUGUCAUGCAAGAUGCCGUGGUCGGUUGCCCGGAAGAGUUCUUAUACAUUGCUUCCAAUGGAAAGUUUCUCAUGAAAGAUGUAUUUGCUCGAUUUGUUGAAAAGGGUGAACGAGUAAACAUUAAUCAGUGGAUGGUUAAAGAAUUCCAAAUAGUAGAUGACAAGUACCCUCUAACUGUAGUAAUAUAUGCGUCAUCAAAAAAAGAAGUCACAUUUGUACAUGAAGAAAGUUGUCAGUUAUUAGGCACGUUAUCUGUUGGGCGUGAACAGGGCUGGAAAGAGUAUGACGAUAUUGGAAUAUGGUUUAGUUUUGGAUAUGAAUCUAUUCAAAUCGAAAGCCAUCAUAAAAGAACUGGAAAAAUAACCAGACUAUCUCUUGAUGUUCAAUUUUGAACGUGAUGUUCAAGUAUGUAAUAAACAUACAGCUUCAAACAAUGGAUAUGUGCUGUUCAAAUUAAUUCAAGUUUAAAGCAAGUAUAUUGGGAUGUGGUGUCAAUACAGUUGUAAUCAAAUUGGAGUCAUUUAUAAAAAAGUUACUAGUUCUAUACAGAACCGAAGUGUCAGAUUAAAACUGUUUUGACUAAACACUAUAAUGAGUGUUCAAACACCAUAUGUCGUAAUAUUAAAAUCGUGUUAAUAAAAUAAAUUCAUCCUUAUAGAGUGAAGGAAAUCGAAUUAUAAACCAGAAGAUUGCUUAAAUUUAUUAUAGCGUGUUCCAUGAGUACAUGUAUGUUAUAUAUUAUGUCGGUAUGUUAUACAAAACAUGACGCCAAAACGACCUUACAAGAACACUGCACUACAUAUAAAAAGACAGUUCCCAAAUUUAUUAGAUCGUUAUAGAUAGAUAGAUUUAUUCGUGCAUAUAUAUGUCAUAGUAACAAACCAAAUAUCUCAUAAAGUUAUAACACAGACUGAUUAACAAAGUAUUAGUGAUGAUAUCUAUACUAAAGCACAACAUCAUUAGAAUGCUUUGGAUAUAUAUGGCGUUAAUAAAGAUUUAAUUCAAUGUGACAAAUAUAUAACACAGGAUAACCCAUUAAAGUUAUUCAACUUAUUUCCAAUGGGGUCCUUAUGACAAAUAUAAUUAUUUGCCAAGAUAUCAGUUGUAAGCUGUUUAAAUUAGGUUUUCUUAUACAAAAAUAGCAUAAAUGUACUCUUGACCAGUUAAAGAAUGAUUAAGUUGAAAACUAAAAGGAUACCGGUUUUAUGGAAGAAUGACGCUGAAUGUUAAUGCUUUUACUUAUUCACAUUUUGUUGAUAUCGAUAGUAGAUAAUGUACUCUUUCGUGUGUUUUGUUUGUCAUUUAGCAAUUUAUAUGUAUUGAUAUAAAACAUAGAGGUUUCGGUUUUUUUGAACAUGAAAUUGUCGACUGUGUGAAAAGUGACUUAAUAUCGAUACCGUUUGUCAUUCGAGAGUAAAUGAAAACGAUAAUCCUUUGCCAUCCUAUCUAAAUCCUUGCAUAACUUAUGAAUUAAAAACCGUAUCAAAUGUAUUUAUGUCGUUCUUAUGCAAGCGAGUACAUGUCAACUACGAUAGACGCGAUGUUAGUAAUUAAAGGAAGCCUUACUAAACUAAUAAACUAGUUUUAAAAAAUGUAUCAACCCUGUAUGAAUAUGAAUGUUUGAGGUUUUCUGUUUGUAAGAAUGUUUGUUUGGAAAAAAAU